Molecule: messenger RNA, 240 nt
Organism: Coprinopsis cinerea okayama7#130
Lineage: Eukaryota; Fungi; Basidiomycota; Agaricomycetes; Agaricales; Psathyrellaceae
Exons: 2
Coding region: 1-240 (79 amino acids)
Source: RefSeq, a predicted model, not a curated record
AUGACCAGACCCUCCUUGAGCAAACUCGACGAAGAACAGCGGGAAAGGAUACCUGUUCGCCUUGUCUACGGGAGCGCUGACUGUGGGGUGACGAGCAUUGACGCAACGCUGUUCGCCGAGUCACUCCAGAACUGGCGGAAGAACGACGGGAAGAGCUUCCAGCUCGGCAUAGGUAGUGGGAAGGAGCACUCGCCGUGGGACAAGCAGGGAGAGGAGAGAACCAUGGUGAUGGGAUGCUGA